UGUUUUUGUUUUUUACUCCACAUAUGUUUACUUAAAAAUUUGCGAAGCAGACAAUUUUCAUUUUUGUGUCAUUUUGCCUAUUAUUAUUUGUGGUCAAAAUACGCAAUACAUAUAUAGACUACGAAUAAUAAGUGUUUUUGGCAUUUAAGAAAUGUACAAAUAUGGCCACAAACUAUCGUCCAGUCUUUGGCAGAGUCAAAUUUAUGGUAAAACAAACAGCUGGCUGGCCACUGCUUCACAAUUGAGAUGUCUUCAAUCAAACGCACCACAACAGGACUCCAAUGUGUUUCGUAAACGUAAAUUUAUACCGCCUGAUCCUUCCAAAGUUGCCAAAGGUGUUGUUCCUAAUGAAAUAAGGGUGGUAAUUUGUGGUGGUGGCAUCAUGGGUGCCUCGGUGGCUUAUCACUUGGCUUUAAUGGGCUGGGGUAAGGAUACCCUGCUGGUAGAGCAAGAUAAAGUGGGAGGCGAAAAUCCCUGGUGUGCCAGUGGUUUGGCAGGGCGUUUUGAACCCAGUUAUACAGAGUUAAAACUAGCAGAAUAUUCUAUUGAAUUGAUAAAAGAACUGAGCGAAAAAGGUCUGCGUACUGGCUGGAAUCAGGUGGGCAGUCUAAAUUUGGCACGCACCUUCGAUCGCAUGACUUCUUUUAAUCGCAUGAAAUCUCAGGGUGUAGCCUGGGGUAUUCCCACCGAGAUUUUAACGCCCGAACAGUGUCAGGAAAAAUGUCCUAUUAUUGAUACAAAUGAUUUGAUGGGUGGUUUAUGGAUACCCGAGGAUGGUGUUUGUGAUCCUCAAUUAGUGUGCCAAUCAUUUUUGGAGGAAGCUAAGCGCAUGGAUGUGCGUGUGGUGGAACAUUGUGCUGUUAAAAAAAUCCUCAGUGAACAUGGCAAAGUCACGGAAGUGGAGACUACUGGCGGUAAUAUUCAAUGUGAAUAUUUCAUCAAUUGUACUGGUUUUUGGGCAAGAGAAGUCGGUACUCUGUCCAAUCCUCCUGUAAAAAUACCUCUUAAGGCUGUGGAACAUCAUUAUUUAUAUACUAAACCUAUUGAGGGUUUAAAAUCUAAUACGCCAUUUGUGCGUGAUUUUGAUGGUGGCAUAUAUUUUAGGGAAAAGAAUGGUACCAUUUUGGCGGGUGGUUUUGAACGUGAGGCCAAAGUGGCCUUUGAGGGUGGCAUUAAACCUCUGUCACAAAAGGAACGUGUUUUACCAGCCGACUGGGAUCAUUUCCAUGAACUGUUUGAUGAGGUGUUAAAAAGAGUGCCUGCCUUAAGAACUGCCAAAUUAGAUCGUUUGACCAAUACUUUACAGGCAUUUUCUCCUGAUUGUAAAUGGAUUUUAGGCGAAGCUCCGGAAAUACAAAACUAUUUCGUUUCUGCUGGCAUGAAAACAAUAGGUGUAUCAGCCGCUGGUGGUAUUGGUCGUGCAUUGGCAGAACUUAUAGUUAAAGAUACUUGUUUUGUGGAUAUACACAUCCUAGAUAUACAUCGCUUUUUGGGCCUACACAAUAAUCGUAAGUUCUUAACGGAUCGUUGUAAGGAGGUACCCGGCAAACUUUACCAAAUAUCUUAUCCAUUUGAUGAGUACAAAACUGGUCGCAACUUACGCAUGUCGCCAAUAUAUCCGGCUCUACAAGAUGCUGGUGCUGUUUUUGGUCAAACAAUGGGGUACGAAAGACCUAAUUACUUCGAUGCCAAAAAUGUUAAGGAUGAGUUUGGUCUGCCACAAUUUCGCAUAGCCCAGACUAAAACCUUUGGCAAACCACCAUGGUUUGAUCAUGUAGCUGCCGAAUAUAAAGCCUGUCGCGAGGGCAUUGGUUUAGCUGAUUACAGUUCUUUUACCAAAUAUGAUUUUUGGUCUAAGGGUCGUGAGGUGGUGGAACUUUUACAAUAUUUGUGCUCAAAUGAUGUAGAUGUUCCCGUUGGCAGCAUUAUUCACACCGGUAUGCAAAAUCAUUUGGGUGGUUAUGAGAAUGAUUGCUCUUUGGCGCGUCUUUCGGAACGACAUUAUAUGAUGAUAGCGCCGACCAUACAACAAACGCGUUCCAUGAGCUGGAUACGCAAGAAUAUGCCCGACCACUUGAGGGCUGGUGUUAAUGUAGCCGAUGUGACUUCUAUGUAUACAGCUAUUUGUAUUAUAGGUCCUUAUUCACGUAUCUUACUCUCAGAAUUAACUGAUACCGAUCUUUCACCUAAGAACUUCCCUUUCUUUACCUACAAGGAGUUGGACGUGGGUUUGGCUAAUGGCAUACGAGUGCUCAAUAUAACGCAUACUGGGGAAUUGGGUUAUGUUCUCUAUAUACCCAAUGAAUAUGCGUUGCAUGUCUAUUCGAGAAUUCAUCAAGGUGGCCAAAAAUAUAAUAUACAACAUGCUGGUUAUUAUGCUACACGCACCUUGAGAAUUGAAAAAUUCUAUGCUUUUUGGGGACAAGAUUUGGAUACGUUUACCACACCUUUGGAAUGUGGACGCAGUUGGCGUGUAAAAUUCAAUAAACCCAUCGAUUUUAUAGGACGAGCUGCUUUAGAGAAACAACGUGAUGAGGGUGUUAAGAGAAUGUAUGUCCAAUUACUGCUCAAUGAUCAUGAUCACGAAGUGGAUGUCUGGUGUUGGGGCAAUGAGCCUAUUUAUCGUGAUGGCAAAUACUGCGGCAUGACUACCACCACCGGUUAUGGUUUUACUUUUAAAAAACAAGUUUGUCUGGGUUUUGUACGCAAUUUCGAUGAUGAAGGCAAUGAAAUGACGGUGACCAAUGAUUAUGUGUUAUCGGGCCAUUAUGAAGUCGAAGUUGCAGGCAUACGCUUCGAAGCCAAAGUUAAUUUACACUCGCCCAAUUUACCCACCAAAUUCCCCGAUAAGGAACGUGAAGCUUAUCAUGCUACGCGUGACAAACCGGGUCAGGCUGAUUUGCUAUCAUUUAAUAAUACAGAAACUUCUUAAAUUAUUUAAAUAUUUAUUCGUUGGCAGUUAUUAGUUAUUGGGUAUUUAAUCGGCAUUUAUCUAUAAAAUCUCAUUUUAAAACAUAUUGCUUCCAAAAAGGAACCAAAAACAUUUUCAUUAAUUAAUAUGCCAUAAAACAAGUAAAGAACUACAAAAAUUCUUUCCGCCUUAUGCAAAA
Molecule: messenger RNA, 3110 nt
Organism: Lucilia cuprina (Australian sheep blowfly)
Lineage: Eukaryota; Metazoa; Arthropoda; Insecta; Diptera; Calliphoridae
Product: pyruvate dehydrogenase phosphatase regulatory subunit, mitochondrial
Exons: 5
Coding region: 152-2932 (926 amino acids)
Cellular component (GO): cytoplasm; mitochondrion; mitochondrial matrix
Molecular function (GO): oxidoreductase activity; protein binding
Source: RefSeq, a predicted model, not a curated record